This is a messenger RNA of Anopheles cruzii, 4921 nucleotides long. RefSeq names its product tyrosine-protein phosphatase non-receptor type 14 (gene Pez). The transcript is spliced from 7 exons. Gene Ontology annotation, molecular function: protein tyrosine phosphatase activity. The record is from RefSeq and is a predicted model, not a curated record. Gene Ontology annotation, cellular component: cytoskeleton. Gene Ontology annotation, biological process: protein dephosphorylation. NCBI's taxonomy places the organism in Eukaryota, Metazoa, Arthropoda, Insecta, Diptera, Culicidae. Bases 1 to 4149 code for a protein of 1382 amino acids.
AUGCCGUUUAAGCUGAAGCUGAAAAAAUCCCGCCACUACAAUGUUAUGUCCAAGAGCCUGUUUGUCAUAUCGGUCGAUCAUCUGGAUUCAUCCACGAAGAUCGACUGCACGCUCAGCUCGGAAAGCACGGGCCAAGAGUGUUUGGAGAAUGUGUGCCAAAGGAUAUCGAUCCAGCAGCCGGAGUUCUUCGGUCUCCGGUACGUGGUGAAGGGAACGAACGACGAGCUACGAUGGGUGGACCUUGAGCGGCCCCUUAGCCGCCAGCUGGAGAAGUAUUCCGCCAACACGAAGGUGCUCCAUCUGCGCGUGAUGUACUACGUGCUUUCGGGGGUCAGUUUGCUGAAAGAUGAGGGCACUCGAAACUACUACUUUCUGCAGCUGAAGCACGACGUCGUGGAGGGCCGAAUCAGUUGCGACCCACGGCAGGCCGUCAUCCUGGCGAACUACAGCCGCCAGGCGGAGUACGGUAACCACCAGGAUCGUCACACGGUCGACUACCUGAAGACGUUGCUGGCGUUCCCGCAAGAGAUGGUGCAAGCGAAUCUGCUCGAGGCACUGACGGAGCAGGUCAUCCAGCAGGCACACGAGUUGCACAACUGUCCGCAGGGCGACGCGGAGGAAUCGUACAUCUCCGCCUGCCAGCAGCUGGACGGGUACGGUCAGGAGACGUUCAUGGCGAAAAACGAAAGUGGCGUCGAGGUGACGCUCGGAAUCUCAGUGUCGGGUAUUAUCGUGGCAAGCGAGGAAAACCGAUUCUACCCGUGGCGUGACAUUACGAACGUUGUCAACCACAAGCGGGUGUUCAACAUCGAGUGCACCGUGGCACGGGAAAGUUCCGGCUUCACGGUAGCGGACGUGGCCACCGGUCGGUACAUCUGGAAGCUGUGCGCACUGCAGCAUCGAUUCUUCGUUACGUACGAACAAAACCAAGCCCAAGCGAGCCAGAUGAACCUGAAUUUGUUUCAGAACAUGGGCGACAAUCUGAACGACAGCCGGGACGAUCUGCUGCACGAGCCGCAAUACCACGCCACACAGCUGGCUCCCUCUUCGGCGGGAGCAACGCAGGCACAACAGGUCGCCGCAGCAGCCGCAGCAUAUCAGAGUGGUUCCGGGUGGCCCUCGCACGCGUCCUCCAUGUGGAACGGUGCGCCCGCGGGCACCACAAUCAUCGAAACGCAACCAGGGGGCGGCGGCGGGAUUGGAUUGAUGUCAUCGAGCAGUGCAUCGAUCGCACACGGUGUCGGUGGCAGCAUCGGCAACCUGAAUGCGAACCCCGGCAGUAUGAUGCAAACGUCGCGUACAUCGCUGCAAGCUUCGGCGCUCGACAUUAACCUCAAUUCGGGGUACGCGAACCAGAUGGGUUCCGCUACCUGGGGGCUGCCCAUUAAUCCAGGCGGAGGUUCGAAUACUUCGCUGAUCAAUCGGGCCCAAAGCUCGUCGUGCUUGGAUCUGAGCAAUAACAAUCUAACACCCGACCGGGAGCGUCUGAAGGCUCUGCUACCGACCUAUCGACCGGCUCCGGACUACGAAACGGCCAUCCAGCAAAAGUAUCGCUCGAGCAGUAACGACGUGCGACUGUUAAAUGGCAGUCUGCUGCAUCUUUCGGCUUCGCAAAUGCCCAUAUCGGAUCCCACCGGACACGCGCAACAGGCAGCCCACCAUCAGCUCGACUACAGCAUUAGCGGCAGCCAGCCGGAUGUUUCUUACUACGGACAACAUCUGCAGCAGCAGCAACAGCAACCCUAUCCGGAUGUUACCCAUCACACCACGACCCACCACGUUAUCGGUCCGCACUACUCGGAUGCGUCCGAUUACGGCCUGACGCAUCGCUUCAAAAUGAUGCGCCUCGUGAAACCUCCCCCACCGUAUCCGGCCAAUCGGCUGAGCUCCACUUCGACGCCAGAUCUUGCUUCCCACCGUGCGCUCCUGGGGCUACGCAGUGCGCAGGUGUCCGGUUCCAGUCCGGAUCUGGUCUCGUCCCGACCGCUGCUCAGCCAUCUACACCACGCGGCACCACCCCAUCAGCUGAUGCACCUUUCGCACAGUGGCCACAUGUGGCACCCGGGAAUGGGCGGAACCGCACCGCACCAGCUGCACCACUCCCAAACCAUGCUUCCGCACGGAACGUACGAGAAUCUGAACUUUAUCGAACCGAACUCGAAUCCUCCCGGUGGCGCGGGACAUCUGUCCUCCGCUAGUCAACCGACCGGCAAGGUUUUCUACUACGUCCCGGGCGGUGUGGAGCAUCUUCUGCUUAGCAAUAGUGCCAGUGGUUCCGUGGGCGAAAGUCAGACCCCGUACCAUGCCACCUCCAGCGCACCACCGGCGGCGGUCUCUAUCGCCAACGGUCACAUUGGCCUAGCGUCGAAGGUGCAUCUGAAUCGUUCCUCGCAGCAGAUCAACGGUUCGAUCGAACCUAUCUACGAAAAUGUGCCACUUCCUUGGAUGAGCGAAACUGCUGAGCCGAUCAGCACUGCGAUAUCGGUUCGCAGUCGCACCUCGAGCGUACCGUGUGGACCACGGCCAAUCCCCACACCACCACAACCACAGACGCCCAGCGGUACGAACGUCCCAACUUCCACGGUACCUGCGAUUGCGACUGCGAUGGCUGCGGAGGGCAACAGGCAACCCUCACCGGGGGCACUGCAAAGUAUGCUACAGGCGAAGAUAAACGAAGCGGGCACUCAAAGCAUCCCGAUGACGACAGCAGCAGCAGCGUCCGGGCUAGCGGCACCACCACCUAGCGUGAUUAACCGAUCACACUCAUCAAACAACGUACUCGACUCGUCACAAUACUCAAGCUACACGACGCUCAACGAAACGGCCCAGAGUGGUUCAGUAGGGAUUUCGGGACGAACAAACGGAGGCCACAACGAUUCCGGCAUCAGCUCGAUAACGGCCGGCUCGACGAAUUUGGGAGGCAGUGGCGGUAGUAGAACCAGUAUCACCACCACCAACACUGGUGGUGCAGACAAUGCUAUCUUCAAAUUAACUGUGGCUGCCGACACCUCGUCCGUGUCGGCAUCGUCGUCGGUAAAGGAAACCAAGCGGAGGCGCCUGUGGGAGAUAUUGGGCGGUGGCAGAUCGAAGCACUCGGCCGACAAACAAAAGAGUGCCACGCUGGGCCGCGAGAAGGAUCGCAAGAAGAAGGGUUCGAUGGAGGUGGCCCCAAACAGUACGGCAAGUGCUUCGUCGGGUGACGGGUCGGGUGAGAGUGGCGGCGGACAGCUGAGGCAUCGGUGGUCAACGGGACUACCGCGACUUCAGCCACUUCCGGCGAAUAUUAGCAAGGAGAAGCUGUGUUCGCUGCUCGAAUCCAAGCUGGCGGAACCGCAACUGUUCUGUGAGUUUGAACGGAUUCCAAAGCGCAGCGAUAGUGCAACCUACACCUGCGCGCUGGCGGAAGAGAACAAGAACAAGAACUCCAAUCCGACCUAUCUGCCGUACGACAAUAACCGGGUGCGGCUGACGCCAACGCGCGACAAUCGGGUGGGCUACGUCAAUGCUUCACACAUAACUAGCACGGUUGGCAACAAACAACGAUUCUACAUCGUGGCCGAAAGCCCGCACGAUAAGGUGACGACACACAUUUUUUGGCAAUGCGUUUGGGAGGCGGACGUCUAUCUGCUGGUGCAACUAUCCAAAGAGCUUACUUAUAUACCGCAAACCAGUGAGCGGUGCCUCGAGUAUGGACAGUAUCAAGUGUGGCGAGAAUUUUCUCAGGAAACCGAUCGCUGUACGACGAGCAAACUGAGAGUGUACCAUACACAGAGCCGUCGCUACAGAUCGGUCUGGCACCUAUCCUACACCGAGUGGGCCGAUCAAAACUGUCCCGCCGAUGUUGGACAUUUUUUGGGCUUUCUCGAGGAACUCAACUCUGUACGACUGGCCUCGAACGGUGAAGUACCGCCAUCGCACAACACCAAUCCACCGGUUUUAAUACAUUGCAAUGAAGGCGGUGGUCGUACGGGUGUCACACUGGUAGCCGAUCUUUUACUCUACACACUCGAUCAUAAUCAGGACAUCGACAUUCCUCGUCUGAUCGGACAGAUACGUCAGCAGCGGGACAACAUCAUACCAUCGCUCGCCCAGUACAAGUUCAUCCACGCCCUUCUCAUUCACUAUCUGAAGCAGAACCGACUGAUCUGAUGAUUGGACAGUUGAAAAUGGAAUGCUCGCCCCUAUCGGUCGGCUUAGGGUUUGCGUACUACAUCCCGUUAUUUCAUUUCAUUUCAUAGUUACUGAAUCUGUCCUCGAACGUGCCUUACUGUAUUACCUCGUGCGAAAGAAUAUGUGUGAAAAAAAAAACAAAUCCGAAUGGCGAGCAAGCAAUAUUCGCAUUGUGGCUAGUUUUAAUAUUAACUGCAUGAAAAUGAGUAAUACAGCAGUAUUUUACUGCUAUGAAACGUGAAAUAGAAAGUAGUUAAUUGCUGUUAUGGGCCACUGUUGGAAGCUGGAAAAAAGAUUUUGGAUAUUUGGAUUUUUAAUGUGGUGUCCCAGGGAAAGUGUUCCCCCUAAACAUAAGCAGCCUGAUAAAUUUUACUAACACUCCCACCCAGAAGCGUAUAGGGUACAAAAGUGAAGGAACGCUGUAACUGGACGAAGGCCUCCAAAGAUGAAGUAGUAAAACAAUAUGUAAACGAAAGAUUGGUAGCGAAAACAAAACAGUAUCGAAACGUGUAACACUUUAGAAAAUUUGAGAAAGGUAACUAAACAAUGAACGUAGCCUAAGAUUGGUGCAACGUAUUAGUGCGAGGCGUACGAUAAGACGGUGCGAUUGUGUGUAACGUGAAAGUAUUUUUUCUUCCGAUAGGCUAAACGGGCGUUUUCUAGCAUUUACGAUUAUUUAUGUAUAUUUUAUCGUGACUACCUACUUUUGACUAUUGCGUACUCUGUAAGGGAUAAAAAAUUGACUAAAAGA